Messenger RNA from Vanrija pseudolonga, 1743 nucleotides. RefSeq lists its product as uncharacterized. Gene Ontology annotation, molecular function: protein binding. NCBI's taxonomy places the organism in Eukaryota, Fungi, Basidiomycota, Tremellomycetes, Trichosporonales, Trichosporonaceae. The coding region runs from base 1 to 1743 and encodes 580 amino acids. The transcript has a single exon. The record is from RefSeq and is a predicted model, not a curated record.
AUGACGGCGACAACGACCACGACCCCCGCACCGCCCGACGUCGACAGCUACCCGUACAACCUGGGCACGUUCGGGCUGCCGGUCAAGACGACCUCGCGCACCGCGCAGCGAUGGUUCGACCGCGCCCUGGCGUGGACGUACGGCUUCCACCACAUCGAGGCCGAGCGGUGCUUCCGGUACGCGCUGGCCGCGGACCCCGAGUGCGCGAUGGCGUGGUGGGGGCUCGCGUAUGCCGCUGGACCAAACUACAACAAGGCAUGGGAGAUGUUCGACGCUGCGGAGCUGAAAGCGGCGCUCACGACGUGUCAUGAGGCUGCGACAAACGCCGUCAAGUACGCGACCGACCCCGUCGAAGCGGCGCUCGCACGUGCCAUCGCGGCGCGCUUCCCCGCCGACCGGCUCGACAACGAGAAGGAGUACGUCAAGUGGAACCGCGCGUUCGCGGACGCCAUGGAGGCGGUGUACAAGGACUUUGGGGAGCAGCUCGACGUCGCCGUCGUCUACGCGGACAGCUUGAUGGCGUUCGCGCCGUGGCAGCUGUGGGACCUGGCGACCGGUGCGCCAAAGGAAGAGUCGCGCACGCUCGAGAUCCAGGCCGUGCUGGAGAAGGCGCUCACGUACCCGAACGCGCACUUCCACCCCGGCGUGCUCCACUUCUACAUCCACCUGAUGGAGCUCUCCCCGUGGCCCGAGAAGGCGCUCGUGCCUGCCGACGCGCUGCGCGAGCUCAUCCCCGACGCUGGGCAUCUGCGGCACAUGCCCGGCCACAUCGAUAUCCUCAUCGGCGACUACCGGCGCUGCAUCGACAGCAACCUGGACGCGAUUGACGCCGACGAGAAGUACGUCGCGCAGGAUGCGUCCAACGCGCUCGACUUCUACGCCUUCUACCGCCUCCACGACUACACUUUCCCCAUCUACGCGGCCAUGUUCAACGGCCAGUUCAAGGUGGCCAUCGACACGGUCGACCGCAUGGAGGAGGGGCUCACGGACGAGUUUCUGCGCAUCCCCUCGCCACCCAUCAUCGACUGGAUGGAGGGGUUCGUUACCUUCCGCGUCCAUGUGCUCGUGCGCUUCGGCCGCUGGGAGGACAUCCUCGCGCUCAAGUUCCCCGACGACCGCGCGUUCUACUGCGUCACGACGACGUUCUUGCGCUACGGCCGCGCGCUCGCGCUGGCCCUCACAGACCGGCAGGACGAGGCACUGGCUGAACAAGCCCUCUUCCGGGAAUCCCGCAAGGCCAUCGUACCCAGCAGGCAGGCGUUCCCCAACUCGUGGUCGGACAUCCUCGACGUCGCAGAGGAGAUGCUGGAGGGCGAGAUCCUCUACCGCUCUGGGCAAGUCGAGGACGGCUUCACCCACCUGCGCAAGAGCAUCCACCUGUGCGACAACCUAGUGUACGCCGAGCCGUGGGGGUGGAUGCAGCCCCCGCGGCACGCGUACGCCGCGCUCCAGCUCGAGCAGGGCAACGUCGAGGAGGCGGCAAAGGUGUACGCCGAGGACCUGGGGUACUCUGACGCGCUGCCGCGUGCAGUGCGCCACCCGAACAAUGUGUGGGCGCUGCACGGAUACCACGAGUGCCUCGUGCGCCUGGGGCGCAAGGCCGAGGCGAGCAUCAUCAAGCCGCAGCUGGACCUCGCGCUGGCCGUGGCGGACGUGCAGGUCGAGUCGAGCUGUUUCUGCCGGCGGGUGGAGGCGGCGGCCGCGGGAGCGAGCGCAGCGAGCGGCGCCUCGUGCUGCAAGUAG